AUGCGGCCGCUACUCAUUGUGGCGAUUCUGCCGCUAGUAUUUGGUGUGCUGAAAGCGCAGCAUGGAACAGUUGGACGGCCUUGCGAGGUGUCGACUGAUUGUGGCACUGGAAAUUAUUGUGCUGGCAACAAGCGAUGUGCCUGUUUGACAACCUAUGUCGAGAUUGACUCGUACUGUUGGAGAAAGAUCAACCCCGGCGAGUCAGGCUGUACUCAGAAUCGUCAAUGCGAGGCCGUUUGGCCCGGCGCCUAUUGCCGCUCUGGUGAAUGCCGAUGUGCGAACAAUCAGCCACCGUUCAGAACUCGAGACGGUCUUGUCUGUCUGAACUACGGCUUCUGUCCACUCAAUGGAAACAAUCCAAAGUUCAGAAUCGAGAAUCAGGUGCAACAAUGUUACGGUGGCGCUGAUGCGACUUGCGAGGCGAUUGGAGCUUUGGCAUACGAUUGUAUUUGUGAUUCCGACGAUUGCACCGUCAACAAUCCCAUCUCUUUCUGUUGUCCGUCAAGGGCUUUCGCCUGCAUUCAGCCACCAAACGAGGGCUACACUCCACCAGGCGGUGGCACAACUCUCAACCAUUGGUAUCACGAUCCGAUCACUGGCGAAUGUCGUGAGUUGAAAUACCAAGGAUACGGUGGAAAUGCGAAUAAUUUCCAGACAAAAGAUCAUUGUGAAUCCUACUGUAAACAAACCUGCAAUCGUGGUCUCCCUCUUUACCGUGAUCGAACGACUGGCGUUAAACAAGAGCCGGUGUAUUGCCAAGGAAACGAUAAUGGCUGUAACAACCCGAACUACGUUUGCACCACGAUGGGCACCCUGCAACAGUGUUGCCCGACUUUCACGUUCAUCUGCUCCCGAAAUGGUGCCAUUCCCACUGAGGUUUACAACACGGCUGGUGGCUUGCCGACUGAAUAUUUUGAUGUUGGAAUCCCUGACGGAUCUGGAAACACGUAUCCAAGAUUCUACUACGAUUCACGCGAGGGCCGAUGCAUUCAAUUCUCGUAUCUUGGCCAAGGCGGUAACUUCAACAAUUUCCUGUCUCAGGAUCAUUGCGAAAAGUUCUGUUCGAGAAUCCUGUGCUCGGCCGGUGAGCCGCUGAAGGACUCGUCCGGCGAGCGCAACAUGGAGUGCUCGCCAACGGGCAGCGGCGCGAACACGUGCCCGUCCACACAUUCCUGUGAAUCCACAUCCGGCUCGACAACUUUCGGCGGUGUUUGCUGCCCGCGUCCGCAGUACGUGUGCAAGUUGCCGAGAGAGCAGGGUAACUGUGGGACUUACUCAAACCGUUGGUGGUUCAACGCGAAAACCGGGAACUGCGAAGAGUUCAUCUAUUCGGGAUGCCAAGGAAACGCGAACAAUUUCGAGACGUACAAAGAGUGCCAGGAUUACUGUAGAGACGCUAGAAGUGAACCGCAAUGCAUUCAAGGCACUGCAUUAACCGAUUCAAAUGGAAAUUUCAUCAUUUGUGGAGCCGCCGGCUCAUCAGCUGCCUCAACAACCUGUCCAGCGAAUCACUAUUGUUAUUAUGACGGAACAACGUAUGGGUGUUGUCCAACGCAAGCGUACACCUGUUCCCUCUCGUACAAAGCCGGAGCCACCUGCGGCCCAGCGGUCACCCGAUGGUACUAUGAUUCAACUACGAGAACUUGCCAGACCUACUCAUUCAAUGGAUGCGACGGAAAUAGCAACAAUUUCGCCACUCAACAGGAUUGCAAGGACUAUUGCCGGGUGGAGAGUUGCCCAGAUGGAGGAGAGGUGUGGAAAGAACAAAACGGAGCGCCGCGCGCGUGCACAAGUAAUCGACAAUGCCCCUCCACUCACUACUGUACACCAGUUACAACUUGGACUGGCACCGUCUAUCAGACAAAAUCUUUGUGCUGUCCUUCGAAGAACUUUGUUUGCUCGCAGCCGAGAGAUGUCGGAGUGAGAUGCUCGUCGACGAGGAUCAGUAGAUGGUACUUCAACGCGGACACGAAAACCUGUCAAACGUUUGAAUACAACGGUUGCGAGGGGAAUCGAAACAAUUUCGCGACACAGAAGAGCUGUCAAAACUAUUGCUUGUCCGAGGCUUGCCCACCGGGAACUGUCGUUGCGAAAGAGGCUGAUGGCAAUCGACUCGUCUCAUGCUCCAAUCCUGGAGGCUCUGGUCGUGUCUCCGGCGGAUGCCCAGAUGGAUACACUUGCAAUUCUUCGCCACUUCUCGAUCAAAACGUCUGUUGUGGUGCAUCGACAGAGCUACAAUCUCUCUGCCCAGCUUCCUCAACUCCAUUCAUCUCAGCUCUCUCUCUCCAACCAAUGCAAUGCACACCAAAUGUCGAUGGUGCUUGUCCGGGUAAUUUCUUCUGUUGGUUCUCAACGACAUCGACUUCAGUGAACGCUUUUUACUGUUGUCGAUCGCCAGACUCCGUCGAUACUGGUUAUUGCCCACCCCAACUAGUGCCUGUGCCUGGUGAGGGCGGCGCUCAAUACAAAUAUUGCUCUCCAUCAGCUCCAAUCAACGACGCCAUUCAGGGAUGUGGACCAAAUAGACAUUGUCAAUUCUCGACGAAUCUGGAGAGAUACAUUUGUUGUGGCCUCGAGUCGGAUGUGCGAUUGCCGAACGUUUGCCCGCCUCAACCAGCGAAUCUAGUGCCUGUCGAGUUGGCCGGCAACUAUCGAACCUGCAAUCCGUACGCGCGGACGGGCACCCCACAGUCGUGCCCGGACAAUUCGGCUUGCUUGUACACCGGAAACGAUAACGGUUUCAUUUGUUGCCGAGUUCAGUUGAACGGCGGUGGAAAACAA
Mesorhabditis belari is the source of this 2781-nucleotide messenger RNA. The record is from the annotation of a GenBank genome assembly. Lineage: Eukaryota; Metazoa; Nematoda; Chromadorea; Rhabditida; Rhabditidae.